Molecule: messenger RNA, 2346 nt
Organism: Strongyloides ratti
Lineage: Eukaryota; Metazoa; Nematoda; Chromadorea; Rhabditida; Strongyloididae
Product: DNA topoisomerase 3-alpha
Exons: 3
Coding region: 1-2346 (781 amino acids)
Biological process (GO): DNA topological change
Cellular component (GO): nucleus
Molecular function (GO): DNA binding; DNA topoisomerase type I (single strand cut, ATP-independent) activity
Source: RefSeq, a predicted model, not a curated record
AUGAAAAGUCUAGCCAAAAUGUCUACCAGGGUUCUCUUUGUGGCAGAAAAAAAUGAUGUUGCAAAGUCUAUAGCUAAUAUUUUAUCACGUGGAAAUGCAUCUAGAAAAGAAGGACGAUCAAAAUUUAAUAAAAUUUAUGAAUUUGAAGGAGAUGUUUUGGGAAUGAGAAGUAGUAUAGCAUCUACUUCUGUAUCAGGACACAUGAAGACCAUUGAUUUUGGUCCAGAAUAUCAAAAUUGGGAAAGUAUUAGUACUAUUGAGCUGUUUAAUGCUCCCAUUAAAAGUUUUGUCAUAGAAACAAUGAAAAACAUUGAACAAACUCUGGGUGACUGGGCAGUUAGAUGCAAUACCUUAAUAGUAUGGACAGAUUGUGAUCGUGAGGGAGAAAAAAUUGGAAGUGAAAUUGCGGAAACAUGUUUAAGGUAUAAUAGAAAAAUGGAUAUUUAUCGGGCGCGUUUUUCUGAAGUUACACCUUUUGCUAUUAGAAAUGCACUGAAUAACUUGACAAGGCUAGAUCAGAAUGUGAUUAGUGCUGUUGAAUGCCGUUCAGAAUUAGAUCUUAGAAUUGGCGCUGCAUUUACUAGGUUACAAACAAUCUAUUUGAACAAAAGAUUUGGUGAAAUGUUAAUGAAAUGGACUGGUGAUUCCAGAAGUAUCAUUUCAUAUGGAUCAUGUCAAUUUCCAACACUAGGAUUUGUUGUUGACAGAUAUUUGAUGGUAAAAAACUUUAUACCUGAAAAUUUCUGGAAAUUGCGUGCUUUUCAUUUAAAAAAUGGUGUUAAGACAGAAUUUAACUGGGAAAGGGGAAGACUUUUUUACAAACCAGUUGUUGAAUCAUAUUUAGUAAUGUGCCAAGAUACGAUAUCUAAUGCUAAAAUUGUUUCUGUUGACAAGAAUCCUAAGUCUAAGUUUAGACCUAUUGCAAUGGACACAAUUUGUUUGGAAAAAUUAUCAGUUCGCUUUUUAAAAAUGAGUGCCAAACAGGCUAUGGAUUUAGCAGAAAAACUUUAUUCAAAAGGAUUCAUUUCUUAUCCAAGAACUGAAACAAAUAUAUUUCCAAAAAAUCUUGAUUUAAAUGCUUUAAUAAAUAAACAAAAAGAUGGUACUUUAUGGGGUCAAUUUGCUCAAGAAAUUUUAAAUAAUGGUGGUCCAAAUCCAAGGAAUGGUAAAAAGACUGACGAAGCACAUCCUCCCAUACAUCCAUUAGCACUAGUCACAAAGGAACAACUUCAAAAUAAUGAUAUGUUUAGGCUUUAUGAAUUAAUUGUUAGACAUUUUCUUGCUUGUUGUUCAAGAGAUGCAAAAGGUAAAGAGACAACUGUUUUAAUGAGUAUUGGUGAAGAAAUGUUUAAAGCAUCUGGACUUCAGAUAGAGGACAGAGGAUUUUUAGAAAUAUAUCCAUACGAUAAAUGGUCAGAUAAAAUAUUACCAGAAUAUAUUGUAAAUGAAAAAGUUUCUGAGAAUUUAGAGGUUGACAUUCAUGAAGGAAUGACUACAGCUCCACCAUUAUUAAAUGAAGCGGAUCUAAUUAGUUUAAUGGAUAAGUAUGGUAUUGGAACUGAUGCAACUCAUGCAGAACACAUUGAAACUAUACAAAAAAGAAAGUAUUGUUCAUUAAAUAAUGAUAGAAGAUUUGUUCCCAGUUCUCUUGGUCUUGCUUUAGUAGAGUCUUAUAAUAAUUUAGGUUAUCAAUUAAGUAAACCAGAUUUAAGAUCUGAUUUAGAGAAAGGUUUAGAAGCAAUAUGUAAAGGCGAAAAAACAAAAAAUGAUGUUCUUUUAAAUCAAAUUUAUAAUUAUAAAAAUAUUUUUCAAACUGUGGAAAAUCAGAUAAAUACUUUUGGAGAUUUCUUUGAAGAUCAAGUAAAAAAUAACAAUAUUCCAUUAAAUUCUAUUGAAAAUAAUAGUUCAGCAUACAACAGAAAUAGAAAUGUGUCAGCUGAUUCUACUGCUGGUAGAAGAGCAAGAGGAGGUAAAAGUCGUGGUAAUAGUAAUUCAACAAGACCACCUGCACCUACAUCUAAAAGUGUAGAUAGUUCUUCUACAACAACUUCUGGAACAAGUAAUAAUCAAAACUUAUGUGAAGAUGUUAAAUGUUUAUGUAACAAACCUUCAAUAAUUUUAACUUGUAAACAUACAAUUGCUUCAUAUAUUUUUCUUGCACUUGAAGGUAUUGCUGGAAAUAAUAGUACUACAUUAUUAGAAGUUACUGAUAAUGAUGACAAUGUUAAUGAAAAAGACAGGUCUAUAUUUCUAAUGGAUGAUAAGAAUUCUUUUGCUGACAUUAUUAAAGAUAUAGGUAAACAUAUAUGCAAAUCCGAAGAUCAUGCUGAAAAUCACGAUUAUUAA